AUGUAUGUAGCAAGGUCCCCGACUGGGACAACGCCGCCUCCUAUCGUAUCCCUGUGAAAGUGACCAACCUGUACAGCAUGCCCUGCUUCUACGGACAGUACAGCAUCAGCCACUGCGCAUGCUCGAAGACAGAGGUGGACCUUCUUUACGGGAACGGCACAUGCUCACCUUUCUUCACAUCAAACGAGAUUGACGCUUGCCGGGACAACCGCACAACGCCCACUGUAAUCCCUGAGCCGGACAACGAAGGGGAUGCCCGCACAUACAGUUUCAAGUUGAACAUCUCUGACCCGGAAGCGGAACUUAUCCUGAGGUCAUCUUCCUGUGGCGGGAAGGAGCAGCUGAAGGUGUGGAGUGUCGGGAACCUGGUGCUGCUACAGAAGGGAGACGCCCCUCACCCCGCGGUCUUGACCGAGGUCUUUGUGGAUGCCGACUCAGACCAGAAAGUGGUGGACGUGACUGUCCAACACAAGGGUCAUCUGCUGACCCUCAGCGUCAAUCAGGGAGGGCUCCAGCACGUGAGCUCUGUGCUCACUAAGGACACACCUUGUCUCACGUGCAGUGUCAAGGUCAGAGCGGGAGCUUCGGUCGGUGGAGACUGCUCGCCUGUCACGGAGUUCAAGGCUUACAGCUGCGCGGCCCUGGAGGAGAACGUGUGGACUACGUCAUAAAACGUCCCCCAAAGAUUACACGCCUCUACAGGAUAUCAUGUGGACUACGUCAGAAAAAUCUUUCGCCAUUAAAAACCCAAAAAAUCAAAGCAAACCAGAACGCAGUUCUAUCUUUCCUGGGUAAAAGUAAAGUUUCGCUCUCCCCUCACCCGUUUCUUCGCCCCAUUUCAAUCAAUGUAUAUGCUUUUAAAAAAAUGAUAUACUUGUUCUAGGGCACAGACCCGAGGUCACAGUAAGAUUGGCACGAAUUGAAUGAAGCACAAUGUCAUAGACAUCGAAGCGGGUAGAGGUGAGGGGAGUUAUACUUUACUUUCACCCUUUGGUGCACUGCGAGAAAGGGUACGUGUAGGAACUCUCAUCUUGAGACUAUCUGGGUUCUGAUUUCCUGGGUCUGCGCCCUAACAUAACAACAGACUGGUCCAAAAAUAGGUGGUGGCGAGUUAGUUUGGGUUCCAGUCUGCUCUGUAUUUACGGUCAGCUGGACAAACUGUACAUAUCUGAUUGUUGAAAUUAGAUUUCGGGAAUGGGAUUUUUGUUUAUUCUGAUCUUGAAAUGUUUAUCGCAAUAAAAAUCAAUGCAGUUGCGUA
Molecule: messenger RNA, 1258 nt
Organism: Aplysia californica (California sea hare)
Lineage: Eukaryota; Metazoa; Mollusca; Gastropoda; Aplysiida; Aplysiidae
Cellular component (GO): extracellular region
Molecular function (GO): chitin binding
Source: RefSeq, a predicted model, not a curated record